Aspergillus melleus is the source of this 2394-nucleotide messenger RNA. RefSeq names its product MRX complex nuclease subunit (gene MRE11). The transcript has 2 exons. Gene Ontology annotation, cellular component: Mre11 complex; nucleus. Gene Ontology annotation, biological process: mitochondrial double-strand break repair via homologous recombination; meiotic DNA double-strand break formation; mitotic G2 DNA damage checkpoint signaling. Bases 1 to 2394 code for a protein of 797 amino acids. Gene Ontology annotation, molecular function: 3'-5'-DNA exonuclease activity; DNA endonuclease activity; manganese ion binding. Lineage: Eukaryota; Fungi; Ascomycota; Eurotiomycetes; Eurotiales; Aspergillaceae. The record is from RefSeq and is a predicted model, not a curated record.
AUGCCUGAUCUAGGAGACGCGGAAACCAUCCGCAUCCUCGUCUCAACCGACAACCAUGUCGGCUACAAUGAACGUGAUCCCAUCCGAGGCGAUGACAGCUGGAAGAGUUUCCACGAGGUGAUGUGCCUGGCAAAAGAAAAAGAUGUGGACAUGGUGCUCUUGGCUGGCGACCUCUUCCAUGAGAACAAGCCGUCUCGAAAAUCCAUGUAUCAGGUGAUGCGUUCGAUUCGGAUGAACUGUCUGGGAGACAAGCCGUGUGAGAUUGAAAUGCUCAGCGACGCGAGUGAAAACUUCCAAGGGGCCUUCAACCACGUCAACUAUGAGGAUCUGGAUAUCAACGUGGCGAUUCCGAUCUUCUCCAUCCACGGCAACCACGACGACCCAUCCGGCGAAGGUCAUCUAGCGGCCUUGGAUUUGCUGCAGGUUUCGGGGCUGCUGAACUACUACGGGCGGACUCCGGAGUCAGAUAACAUCCACAUCAAGCCGGUCUUACUUCAAAAAGGGCGCACCAAACUCGCGUUGUACGGUAUGAGUAAUGUUCGUGACGAGCGAUUAUUCCGCACGUUUCGCGAUGGCAAAGUCAAAUUCUACCAGCCGUCGAUCCAAAAGGAGGACUGGUUCAACUUGAUAUCCGUCCAUCAGAACCACCACGCAUACACCGAGACAGGUUACCUGCCGGAGAACUUUUUGCCUGAAUUCCUAGAUCUGGUUAUCUGGGGACACGAACACGAAUGCCUGAUCAACCCCCGACUGAACCCCGAAACAAAAUUUCACGUCAUGCAGCCCGGUUCCUCGGUCGCAACAUCUCUCGUCCCUGGUGAAGCAGUGGCGAAACACGUCGCCAUCCUCAGUGUUACGGGACGCGAGUUCAAAUGCGAGCCAAUCCGCCUGAAAUCCGUGCGGCCGUUCGCCAUGAGGGAGAUCAUUCUCUCCCAAGAAAAAGGGGCGCAGAAGCUAGCGCGCAAGGAGAAUAACCGCACAGAAGUGACCCGAUUCUUGAUGGGAAUCGUGGAGGAGCUCAUCGAAGAAGCGAAAGCGGAAUGGCUAGAGACACAAGACGACAACGAAGCAGACGAGGAAGAAGAGGUCCCGCUACCACUCGUACGACUGCGUGUCGAGAUCUCAACGCCUGAAGGGGGUAGUUAUGACUGCGAAAAUCCACAACGAUUUUCCAACCGGUUCGUCGGCAAGGUCGCCAAUGUCAACGACGUGGUCCAGUUCUACCGAAAGAAGAAAAACACUACCGCUCGCAAGAAGGACGAUGAGAUCGAUGAAGCCGCCGUUUCACACCUUGCCACCCUGGACACCGUCAAGGUUGAACAGCUAGUACGCGACUUCCUUUCCGCCCAGUCUUUGAGUAUCCUCCCACAGAAUUCCUUCGGAGACGCGGUGGCCCAAUUCAUCGAUAAGGACGACAAACAUGCGAUGGAAAUGUUCGUCAACGAGUCGUUGGACAGCCAGAUGAAACAUCUCAUGUCACUGGACCGCGACUACGAGGACAUGGACGAAGUGGCCACCGAAAGCUCGCUCCAAAAAGCCAUGGAAAAAUACCGUACCCAAAUGGAAGACAUGUUUUCACGGGGCGUCAAGAAACGCACUCGCGGCAAGAAGCGCUUCAAGCCUAAGCCAGACAAAUGGGACAGUGAUCUCGACGGCCCCUGGGAAGACGAACCGGGGGCGCUGAUCCACUCCGACAACGAGGGCGGAGAUCCCAACGCGGAGGAAGCAGGGGCAGACGGCACCACCGAACCACCUACCGGUCGGACAUCGGCACGAGGCCGAGGUCGAGGUGGUAGGGCCGCAGCAUCCACUACCACCAGUACUCGCAAAGCGGCCACGAGCACCAGGACCGCAGCAGCAACCACGAAGAAAGCCGCGCCCGCCAAAACCAACAAAUCUCGAGGCCGACGAGCCGUCUCAGACGACGAAGACGAAGAAGACGACGAUGUCAUCAUGCUAGACGACGACGAUGACGACGAGGCAGACGCAGCCCAGGUCCUGUCUGACGAUGAAGAAGACGACGAUGACUCGCAGUCCUUGUUCGUGAAACAGCCACCUACCAAGACUCGAUCCAGGGCCUCCGCCGCGCCUGCAAAGACCACCACCAGCCAACGUCGUGGCCGCACUGCGCCCUCCCCUGCGCCGUCCUCGAACACAUUGGGAGGCACCGUCCCCGCGCCUCGCCGAGGUGCUGCGUCCGCACGAGGCCGGCAAACUCAGACGACACUGAGUUUCACCGGCUCUCAGGCCAAUGCCCGUGGUACUACCGCUAGUCCGUCGAAACGACCGACUCGCGCAACUCGACACAGGGAUGUCAGCGUGGUGAGUGAGGAUAUCGACGAUGAUAGUGACGAUGCUUUUGAACCUAUGCCUAGCUCGAGUAGACGUCGGUAG